ACCUGAUUUCUAACAUUCGAAAUCACUUAAUCGUUCGAUUUUCUAGAAUACUUUCUCGGAUUUAUGUACACUUUUGGAAUACUGUCGCCUUACUUAUCGCCAACUUCAUCUAAUUUAUUUUCAGGUGACUUGUAAACAUUUGAUAACUAUACAACCAAAGAAAUUAAAUACCAUUCCAAUCGUACACAAAUGAAAAGGUGUAAUUCAUUACGAUCUACAAAAGUUCGCGGCUCUAAACUGAGACGGAUAUGAGUAGUCUGAGUGCAGUCAUGCCCGCCAGAAAAGGCAUUCUAGGGACUCCCCUCACUGUAAGACAGAGUGACGACAAAUUGUCUGCUGUGUCUAGCAGCUAUGAAAAAUCCCGAUCAGUGGGCGAGGAGAAGAACCCUAUCCCUUUCGUUCAGGAGGAUGGAUUUACGGAUAUCGUGCUGGUGGUGGAGGGAAAGCGCCUCCACACGUCCAAAAGUCUGCUGAACAUGUCAUCUCCUGUUUUAGCCAGAAUGCUGGCCUCACCAGAACAAAAGGACCAGCGGGAAUUUCCACUGCAGGGAAAGUCCUACGAUACGAUCCAUGAACUGCUGUACAUUCUCCAUCCUGCCUACCAACGCAGGGUGACAGACCAUACUGCUUUCCAAAUUCUGCCAAUCGCAGAGGAGUACCAAAUUUGGAAUCUGAAGCAACGUUGUGAGGAAAUUCUUCUUCAGUCCCUUAACACAGAGAAAUCCGUUAAAGACGAUCAAUUACUUCGGUGUCUCCAAAUUUCUGAUACGUAUAAACUAUUUGCACUUUGGACCAAAUGUCUGCAGCUUUGUGCCAAACCAAAUGUCAACCUCGCGUCAUUGCAGCGAAAUCCGGAAUAUGAGCACGUAUCUAGGUUUUUGAAAAGCAUGCUCGAGGCCUUCAAAACUGGCAGUACUGAAACACAUCGGCAACAUAAUGACGGAAGUCAUGUCGUCAUUUCCAGAAGAGGUAGCACAACGCUGAUUGAUGAAACAAACGUCAGAAAGUCCUACGUAACUAGUCACACCCAAACAAAAUUCUAAAAUUCAUAGAAUGUAAAUCGUAUUAGUGGACCUCGUGACCGGCAUGUGGGUAUUUAUCAACUGCUGGACAUGUACACCAGUCAUUUACGUCAGUAGAAUCCAGUCCCUAGAUUCACUUUGUCAUUUUCAUUUCAACAGUAUUUUAUUCAUGUAUAUAUAGAAAAUACAUACAUAAAUAGGGUUAGGCAUGGAUUCAUUUUGUGUAUGCAUUUAUAGUUUUGAACAUUAUUCUAGCCAUUGUUGCCACGUUACACAAUCAGGAACAUUAAUUAUUGUUGACUCCGAGCUACCAUAACCUGGUGCUUCUUUUGAUCUACACUGUAUUAACACUGUAUUAACCUAUUUCCUCUUCUCCUUGUGGAGAAAAACUUCAUAAUGUAUUGCAGUAUGUAAAAUUUCUUUGUAAAUAUUUUAAUAAAUCAUAUCACAAUUAA
Ostrea edulis (European flat oyster) is the source of this 1477-nucleotide messenger RNA. RefSeq names its product BTB and MATH domain-containing protein 36-like. Gene Ontology annotation, molecular function: protein binding. Lineage: Eukaryota; Metazoa; Mollusca; Bivalvia; Ostreida; Ostreidae. Bases 249 to 1043 code for a protein of 264 amino acids. The transcript is spliced from 2 exons. The record is from RefSeq and is a predicted model, not a curated record.